CGUCACUCAAAGUCGGUUUUCUUUUGGGCUACUCGAAGUCUUUCAGCUGUCCCUGCUUUCUUUCUCUCUUUCCUUUCUUCCUUCUAAAUUUACACAUCACAUCUCCACUACCAGUCAAGUCAAAACCGUUUCACUCUCACGCACCGAAGCAAAACUCUUAAUUCAAUGACCCGGUUGCACUUCGACUCAGUAUCUGACUAUGACUAUGUCCUUCAUUUGUCAGAGCACAAGCUCACUCGCUAUCAAUAUCAGAGGACCGAUAUUGCAUUACGAAAACAUGUAUUGAUUCGCAACUUGUUAAUCAAGGCACAUACCAUAGCAUCCGAUACAGAUGACGAAGAGGGGUAUGAUGAUGAAGAAGGCGACGAGGAGGAGGCUGAUCAGCCUCUAACCUUUGGACGGCCAUCUGGCCGCAUAGUGACUGUUGUUGACACUGACAAGUCCAAGGAGGAAAGUUGGUUUGAUACUUGUUUUGAUCAACUGGACCAAGACAAUGUUGACUCUGUCAUCAUAGACUACAGUAGUAGCGAUGAAGAUGACGAAGAAAUGGAAGACGGUGCCGUACCGCGCUGGAUACAAGAUGUUCAACAGCGUUAUCUUGUAAACCACUCCACCGUCUCGUCAGCGGACCUUGAAGACGACGAUGAGGACGAUGAAGACGCCGAUGCUAUCCUGAAGCUAGCGUCACGAGAGAGCUCGUGCGAUUAUUUUCUACGAAAUGAUAAAGAAUGCUCUGUUGGUGCUUUUGAUCCUUUUGGUAACGACGACAUCGUUUCAAGCACCAAUAAUUUUAGUAACAAAUAUUCUUGGAUCGAGUGGCGACAUGAUCCAAUAACAUUAUGAUAUUGUAUUGCUUUUCUUUCUUUUUUAUUUACUUCCUGCUUUUUGUACAGCAACCCUCAAAUAUCACUUGUACAGUAAUUUACAUCACCCAAACAUCCAUAAAAAAAUCACAUUUAGUCUUCAUUUAAA
Umbelopsis ramanniana AG is the source of this 972-nucleotide messenger RNA. RefSeq lists its product as uncharacterized. Lineage: Eukaryota; Fungi; Mucoromycota; Umbelopsidomycetes; Umbelopsidales; Umbelopsidaceae. The record is from RefSeq and is a predicted model, not a curated record. The transcript has a single exon. Bases 166 to 843 code for a protein of 225 amino acids.